UGGCCAAUAAGGAGGCAGCAGCCAGCCACUCGCCCGUCUCUUCUCCUCGCUCCGACGCGGCCCCCGCGAGGUCGGGCGCCACCCCCACCACCCCCCGGACGCCAGCAGCGUAGCAACCCGGACCUCGAGGCGCUGCGUGCGGAGAAGGAGCGGCUCAUGGAGCUCCUGUCUCGGCAGGACCGAGAGGACAAGGCGCGCGAGGAGGAGGAGAGGCGCCGCCGCAAGCAGGAGAACCUCGAGGCCAUCCGCGCCGAGAAGGAGCGCCUCAAGGAGGAGCAGUGGCGCCUCGAGCAAGAGAUGCGCCAGCGCGAGGCACCCACCCCCCACCUCCCUCCCUUUACGCCAACGUCGCGCGGCCCGGGUGCGGCCAUCACGCUCCAGGCGCUGCUGGAGGAGGAGGAGGCCGGCAUGGUCCAGCUCGGCGACGCGUCCAUCGCUUCCCCCUUCACGGCCCGCAGCACCACCAUCGGACCCGUGGAGCAAAUCCUGCAGCAGGGCCGCUGUACGCUGGCGACGACGAUGCAGAUGUACAAGAUCCUCGCCCUCAACUGCCUCAUCUCGGCCUACUCCCUGUCCGUCCUCUACUACGACGGCAUCAAGCUCGGCGACACUCAGAUGACGUGCGUUGGCGUGCUGGUUGCCAUGUGCUUCCUCUUCAUCACCCGCUCCAAGCCGCUGGAGAAGCUGUCGGCGCAGCGGCCGGCCGGGAGCAUCUUCGCGCCGGGCGUCGUGGUGUCGCUUCUGGGCCAGUUCGCGGUGCUCGAUCUGGCGCACGCCGCGCAGGGCCUCGAGAACCGCGCGUCGCUGGACGCCCAGUUCACGCCCAACAUGGUCAACACGGCCGUAUUCCUCAUCACGUCGGCCAUGCAGGUCGCCACCUUCACCAUCAACCACAGGGGCCGGCCGUUCAAGGAGGACCUGUGGGAGAACAAGGGCCUCCUGUACGGCCUCUCGGCGAUGGCCACCUUGACCCUGGUCGCCGCGCUCGAGUCCAUCCCGCCCUUCAACACCUACCUCCAGCUCGUCCCGCUGCCGUUCAAGUGGACGAUGGUGGGGUACGUGGUUGGGGACUUCGUCAUCGCAUUCGUGUGGGACCGAGUUUGCCUGCUCGUGUUCAGGCGAGCAUGA
Acanthamoeba castellanii str. Neff is the source of this 1128-nucleotide messenger RNA. Its product is annotated as cation-transporting atpase 13a1 (g-box binding protein) family protein. Gene Ontology annotation, molecular function: P-type transmembrane transporter activity. Gene Ontology annotation, cellular component: membrane. The transcript has 9 exons. The record is from RefSeq and is a predicted model, not a curated record. The annotation marks the transcript as partial. NCBI's taxonomy places the organism in Eukaryota, Discosea, Longamoebia, Acanthamoebidae.